AUGAUAUUAGCCAAAGAGUAUACAUCAGAUAAAGAAAUAGAUAUCAUUUACUAUUUCAACAAUCUUCAUGAUAUUUGUGCAUCAUUGUUAUUAUAUGAUGAAAAACAGGUUUUAAAAACAAUUAAAGAUAUAUAUGAAACUGAUAAACAUAAAAAACAACUUUUGAUAACAAAUUUUUUCUUUCCUUCUUUAACUUCUCAACCUGUAUUAAAAUAUAAAUUAGAAGAUUUGUCAUCUACAUCUAAAUCUCUUAAGAAAUGUAAGAAACAAGUAAAAGGUUGCUCUGGUGCUUUGUAUAAAAAAUUUAAAACGAAGCAACAAGCACAAAAAUAUAUCGAUGAACAAAAAAUUAAAGGUGAUGAUCUAUUGAAUAUUUGGACAGAUAGUUAUUUUAAGAAGAAUGGAAAAACUGAUGCAAUUGCAAGUAUUGAG
Molecule: messenger RNA, 432 nt
Organism: Dentiscutata heterogama
Lineage: Eukaryota; Fungi; Glomeromycota; Glomeromycetes; Diversisporales; Gigasporaceae
Source: the annotation of a GenBank genome assembly